GCGGUACGUCACAUCACGAGCGUGUUGGGAUAAAGAGGCUUCAACUGGGGAUUUAAACUGCUGUCUACUGUCUAGACGACUACAGAGGAAGCGAGGAAUUAAAUGCAUAGUUAUAUAUUCGACAUCUAUUCUUGGAUUCUGUACUGCGCUAGCCUAUUACUGGGCUGUGUUUUCAAAUCUGCUGUUCAUAGACAACCAUGGAAGAGAGGAAGCUAGCGUAGACUGUUAGCUGCGAGAAUCCAGAAGGCAAAUCCUUCCAAGAGUCACACCCUAAUAUUCACUGCGGGUGACUUACAGAUGCCCGGCCCUGCUUUUCUGUCUGGAUCACAGCGCGACUAUUUACUGUAAAGAUCUCUGUGCAAAAACAACUAAGAAGCAUCAAGAAAGUCAUGUAUGUCCGGUUUCGGUCUACUUUGUUGGGAGACAGAUAACGUUAGUCGGCUAGCUAGUGUGUGAUCAUCAUCACUCCUCUGGGCUUUUAGCAGAAGACUGAGGAAUAUGAGUUCACCGAUGUACACGUUUGUUUUGAGAGAUGAUAACAGUACUGUGUAUGCCGAGGCCGCCAAGAUCCUCAUCUCUACUGGAAAAUGGAAACGACUGAAGAAGGACAAUCCUCGGUUUAAUUUGAUGUUGGGAGAGAGAAAUCGGCUGCCUUUUGGACGUCUGGGUCAUGAACCAGGACUGAUGCAGCUGGUGAAUUAUUACAGAGGAGCCGAUAAACUGUGCCGCAAAGCUUCACUGGUCAAGAUUAUCAAGACCAGUCCAGAGUUAAAGGACUUUUGUAACUGGUUCCCUGAGUCUUACAUCAUAUACCCAACCAACCUCAACACCCCAGUUGCCCCGGCCACCAAUGGCAUCAGCCACAUGAAGAGCAACCCAAAGACAGAUGAGCGGGAGGUCUUCUUAGCUUCAUAUAACUCCAGAAAGGAAAGCGGAGAGGGAACGGUGUGGAUUGCCAAAUCAUCAGCAGGUGCCAAAGGUGCCGGUAUAUUGAUAUCUCAUGAUGCGAACCAGUUGCUUGAGUUCAUCGAUAAUCAAGGCCAAGUGCAUGUCAUUCAGAAGUAUCUGGAAAGACCACUGCUGUUGGAGCCGGACCAUCGUAAAUUUGAUAUAAGGAGUUGGGUGCUUGUAGACCAUCAGUAUAAUAUCUACUUGUACCGUGAGGGAGUGUUGAGGACGUCUUCUGAGCCCUACAACAGCUCGGAUCUGCAGGACAUGACCAGUCACCUGACCAAUCACUGCAUCCAGAAGGAGCAUUCGCAGAACUACGGCCGCUUUGAGGAGGGCAACGAGAUGUUCUUUGAUGAGUUCAGACUGUACCUGUUGACCACACACAGCGUUGCCAUGGAAACAUCUAUUUUACCUCAGAUCAAGCAUAUCAUCAGGAGCUGUCUCACAUGCAUCGAGCCAGCCAUCAGCACGAAGCACCUGUCCUACCAGAGCUUCCAGCUCUUCGGCUUCGACUUCAUGCUGGACGAAAGCUUUAAAGUCUGGCUAAUUGAGAUCAACGGGGCACCUGCCUGUGCACAGAAACUCUACCCUGAGCUGUGUCAAGGCAUCGUGGAUGUGGCCAUCUCCACAGUGUUCUCUCUGAGUGCAGAUGCCCUCUCGUCAUCUCCUCCGUUCUCCACUUCUCCAUCUCUAUCCUCCAACUCCUGCUCCUCACCCAAGAUCAGAGCGCCCCAUCACUUCGGCCCAUUCAUCAAACUAUAAAUUGCUGUUGCCAUGUAACCCCCUCCCCAUAGUCCUGCCCGAAAACUUCAACCAAUCUAGGAGGGAUAAGGGUCUACACCUGAUCUUGGGGCUGAGCAUACAGGGGAUUCAUCACUGUCUGAAAAGGACAGAAGGGAAAUGCGGUCACCUCUGUAAACUCCUCUUCCUGUUUCCAUCCAUCAUCUCGAAACCCAGAAGAGUCCAGAGAAAGAGCGCGAGUUUCCGAAAGAACGAUUGGAAGGUGAGGAAAAUCCUGCACAUACUGGUGUUGCAGUACCAGGAAACGUGAUUUGUUUUUAGACAAGUCAUUUGGGGCUUUAGCACUCAUAAAAGUGAUUUAAAGACAUGAAUUUGCAAGCACACAUUUGAAUGAGGAAGGUGAUGCCACUGAAGAGGAGGGUUUACGGUAGCUACUUUCCCCAUAGAUCUGUUGCGUCAACAAGACUCCUCAGGACUUUUCCAGGCACCUUGAUGAAAUGGAGAAGAGAUUUGAGACUUUAGUGCCUUACAUAUUCACCUAACUCCCAAAAAGCUUAUCUGGCUUUUUGUAUGUCUGUAUGUGUCCCAUCAACUCUAUUAUCUAUCAGAUUGUUCUGUGUUUUGUGCUGUUAGUUUCAGCUUCUCAGGUGCAUAUAAUGUAUGAUUUGCAGUGUAGUAGUGUACAUGGUUGUGAUGUCUACAAAACAGUAUUUGGUAGAAGUAGCAGAAGAUAACAUGUUUGCAUAUUUAUUUAAAAAAAAAUUUUUCGCAUCAUCUUGUUGCUAUUCUGUCCAGUGAGACCAUAUUUAGUCUUCCCACUGAUUCUGUUGCUGUUAAUACAGACACAUUUUAGGUCUGGUUCAUAAUUACUUUGUGGCAGGCAAUCAUGAACAUCUGGGAAUUGGGGACGCACUUCCUUCUGUUUGUAUUGUCAGGAGACAAACACAUGAGCAUUCACAACUCCAGUAGACAAAUGAUAUAUCGAAAUAUCCAUAAUUGUCUAUCAGUAUAGUUCACAAUUGUCAUUUCAUUCGUUCCCAGCUGUGUCGAGAAUUGAAUUAUUUCUGAAACAAGUAAACCUUUGGUGGACUGAAAUGUUGCAUGUCAAAGCAUGAUAAAAGCAAGGCUCUUUAUACAGACCUAGAGAAAGGUAGGGUUUUUAUGUUAAGAUGAAUGCAUCACUUCAACUCAUUUUAUACUGUUAAAUUUGUUUAUGCAUAAGAGUUGCACAGAUUUGUCUUGAUUUUUUAGCACCCAAUAUGGGAAUGGGAAUGGCUUUGCGAGUCACUGAAUAUCAUUUCUCCAUCAUUUCAUCUUGGUGUGCAUGCAGAUAUGACUGAGUUCCUUUGGUUCAUUGACAGCAAGCUCUGAAUGGAUCACCUGUACACUGUUAUGAUGACUGUGAUGCAAAUGACACACAGGCAAGUGGAUGUAGAAGAAGAAGAAAGCAGCAUUUAGGUGAUAUUAACCAUGUGGUAAUCAGACAUCAGUAUUGUUGUUUUGGGGGAAAAUGAAGGACUUCAGUUUAAGAUGGGGUUAAGCAGUAUUACAUCUCUUUGAAUCUAAAAGAGAAAGUAUUGAAGGAAAGGUCUGCCUAUAUGAACCAAUGAGAGGGUCAACAACAGUACGAAUAAGAGGAGAUCGGUUAUCUAGUUUUAUUAUGUAUCUUUGCAUUACUUUCAUAAGGUUUGUCAUAUUUUUACAUAGACUUUGCUGUCUUUGAAUUGGCUCUUUUGUAAAAAGAGAAAACUGAAGACAAUUGUAAGUAGCCUGAAUAAGGGAAAACAUGUCCAUCUAGCCAAAGAUGAGUGUGAUUAAAUAUCCUCACUGCUGUCUAGUGAACAUUACUGGUUUGAUUUAAGUUGUGAAAUGUGGGAAUGCUGUUUUAAUCAUGUUUUUCUCUGUAUCUGUUUGAAGAAAGAUCAUGUUAUUAGUAGUCUAGUUUGCUGUAUUCGUUAUUGUUGUUUUGACCAUUUGAAAAUGACAAAAUAUACUUUUACUAUGUUGAAUAGUAGAAGCCUAAAAGUAUUUAAGUUAUUCAAAUAAAAGCAUCCAUCA
Sinocyclocheilus rhinocerous is the source of this 3750-nucleotide messenger RNA. Its product is annotated as tubulin--tyrosine ligase-like. NCBI's taxonomy places the organism in Eukaryota, Metazoa, Chordata, Actinopteri, Cypriniformes, Cyprinidae. The transcript is spliced from 7 exons. Gene Ontology annotation, cellular component: spindle microtubule. Gene Ontology annotation, biological process: microtubule cytoskeleton organization; protein modification process. The coding region runs from base 499 to 1713 and encodes 404 amino acids. The record is from RefSeq and is a predicted model, not a curated record. Gene Ontology annotation, molecular function: tubulin-tyrosine ligase activity.